AUGACUAACUUUAGAGGAGCAGGCGCCUAUCCUUCGCCGACGCACCACUGUUCACCCGGCCGUCGGCCGUCCCUGGGAUCUCUAUACGAGCAGACCCAAUCGAUGUCGUCGUCAUCGUCUCCGCACAAUCAUGUAGGGGGCCACGCCCCAGGAAACGGGCACGAUAAGGGGGGGCUAAAUUCAUUGAACUUGGGCUUCCUCAAGGGCUUGACUGAGAAGAGGACUACAAGAGAUGGCCAGCCGGUAAAGCGACGAGGUCCCAAACCGGACAGCAAGCCGGCUCUAACACGCCGACAAGAAUUGAAUCGCCAGGCACAAAGGACUCAUCGAGAGCGCAAGGAGCUGUACAUCAAGGCUCUUGAAGAUGAAGUCCUCCGCCUGAAAGAGGUCUACAGCACUGUCUCACAAGACAAGGCUAAGCUUGCGGAAGAAAACCGACAACUCAAGAGCCUCCUCGGUCAGAAUGGGCUGUCUCCAGCGCCACCUAGCGCUAGAGACGAAUUGCCCAGCAAUCCGAGCCCUAGUCUCGGUUACACAUCGAGCGCCAGCGUCUCCGGGAACAGCUACGCGCCAGGCUCUGCUGCGACGGCUUACACGCCGCCUUUGACUUCUCAGUCGACUGCGCCGUCGCUGUCUGCCUCAUCGCACAUGGUGGGCAUCCAGCAACAUCAACAUUCACAUCAGCGCCAGCACUCGCGCAAUGUUAGUCAACAACAGUCGCUCGCAAGUCGUGUUGAUUACGAACAAGCAGGGAUAGACUUCGUUUUAACGUACGAGAACCCCGAUGACCCCUCGAAGGCAUAUAUGUCACCUCCCCCGCUCGAGAAGCCGUGCAUGGAUCACAUGCCGUGGCUGGUCGACAGGGCAAGCGACACUCGUGAGCCCUGCGGCCAUGCGCUCAUGGCGUCGUGCCCGCCGGAACCGUUCAGCGAACUGAACAACGACAUACCGUUUGGGUACAACCACGCGCAGCCAGACCAGAACAGGUCGGGGCAGCGCACUUGGGAGAUCUCAAAGGGAGAGCUGUCGACACUGCUCAACCUCAGCAAGAAGCUCGACCUGGACGGCGAGAUCACGCCGGUCAUGGCCUGGGGCAUGAUCCAGGGGCACCCAAGACUGACGGAGCUAAGACAUGAGGAUUUUAACAAGCUCACGGAUGAGCUAAGGGGCAAAGUUCGAUGUUAUGGCUUUGGUGCAGUCAUGGAGGAGUUCGAAGUGCGUGAUGCACUGAACGCGGUGUUUUCCACCAAGCCAGAGCUGAACAUAGCAUUUUGA
Neoarthrinium moseri is the source of this 1275-nucleotide messenger RNA. RefSeq lists its product as uncharacterized. Gene Ontology annotation, molecular function: DNA-binding transcription activator activity, RNA polymerase II-specific; transcription cis-regulatory region binding. Lineage: Eukaryota; Fungi; Ascomycota; Sordariomycetes; Amphisphaeriales; Apiosporaceae. The record is from RefSeq and is a predicted model, not a curated record. The transcript is spliced from 4 exons. Gene Ontology annotation, cellular component: RNA polymerase II transcription regulator complex. Bases 1 to 1275 code for a protein of 424 amino acids.